AUGGCCCACUCUCCCGCUGCACUCCUCAGCCCAGACUCCUGGCUCCUUCCGCAAGGCUGGGGUUGGGGGACUGCGCCCCAGCUGCCACCGCUGUCGUCAGACAGAGAUUGCAGCUGCUCUCCCGCUUCCUCCUCAGACUCCUGGGGCCACUCCCCGCCCGGACCCCAAGCCCGCUUCCUCCCGGCUGGUCACACUCCCAAGGCGCCCAGUACCAGGACCGGCGUUGGAAACGCAGCGGGUAAGCGAGCCGGCAGGGGCCGCCUGGGCAGCGGGCAGCGGCAAAGUGCCAGCGAGCGAGAGAAGCUGCGGAUGCGCAACCUGUCCAGGGCACUGCAUGACCUGCGACGCUAUCUGCCACCUUCCGUGGCGCCCGCCGGCCAGAGCCUGACCAAGAUCGAGACCCUACGCUUGGCAAUCCGCUACAUUGGCCACCUGUCGGCCCUUCUGGGACUCAGCGAGGAGAACCUGAGGCGCCAGCGGAGCGAGGUUACACCCCGGGGCUGUCCUCUCUGCCCGGAUGGACUGGGCUGCUGUCCCGACCGGACCCACGGCCUCAGCCCAGCCUCCCCGGUCCCUGAAGCGCGCUCUCCUCAGCUCCCCGAUGGCUGGGAGUCGUCACCUUCCUGCCCCACAGCCGCACCCCAGAUCCAGAGAUGUGGGGGGCAGAUCCUCGAUGCGGAUACUCUGAUCCUGGAAGAGCAGGUGGUUGAUCUAGACACGGCCUCGAUCUUUCCCGGAGAAGUGCUGUCCUUGCUGGAGACCUGGGUGCCCCUCCUCCCACAGGAAUGA
Molecule: messenger RNA, 789 nt
Organism: Gracilinanus agilis (Agile Gracile Mouse Opossum)
Lineage: Eukaryota; Metazoa; Chordata; Mammalia; Didelphimorphia; Didelphidae
Product: mesoderm posterior protein 1-like
Exons: 2
Coding region: 1-789 (262 amino acids)
Biological process (GO): heart morphogenesis; regulation of transcription by RNA polymerase II; somite rostral/caudal axis specification
Cellular component (GO): nucleus
Molecular function (GO): RNA polymerase II cis-regulatory region sequence-specific DNA binding; protein dimerization activity; DNA-binding transcription factor activity, RNA polymerase II-specific
Source: RefSeq, a predicted model, not a curated record